This is a messenger RNA of Clonostachys solani, 303 nucleotides long. Lineage: Eukaryota; Fungi; Ascomycota; Sordariomycetes; Hypocreales; Bionectriaceae. The record is from the annotation of a GenBank genome assembly.
AUGCGGACAAGACGUGGUGUAUUAACUCUCUCCACCAGCACCACGAGUAUUUCCCGCCCACUGUCGCCGUUCUAUCUCUUGUCUAAGCUGGAGUCUUGGAUAUCGGGGUCGAAGCAUAGGCGGUUUAUGAUUGUGGGCGACUCUGCCUAUGCUUCCCCCCCAACUGCUGAGCACGGUGUUAAUCAGGCGUUCGAGGACAUCUACACUCUCACAGGGGGUGGAGCCAGCCUGAGAGUAUCAACAAAGAAGUGGCACCAGGGACGCCAGAGUCGAAUCAACCUGGUCAUUGACUUGAAUGAUUAA